This is a messenger RNA of Aspergillus bombycis, 2295 nucleotides long. RefSeq names its product ATP-dependent 6-phosphofructokinase. The transcript is spliced from 4 exons. The record is from RefSeq and is a predicted model, not a curated record. Gene Ontology annotation, cellular component: cytoplasm; mitochondrion; 6-phosphofructokinase complex. The coding region runs from base 1 to 2295 and encodes 764 amino acids. Gene Ontology annotation, molecular function: ATP binding; AMP binding; fructose-6-phosphate binding. NCBI's taxonomy places the organism in Eukaryota, Fungi, Ascomycota, Eurotiomycetes, Eurotiales, Aspergillaceae. Gene Ontology annotation, biological process: fructose 1,6-bisphosphate metabolic process; canonical glycolysis; fructose 6-phosphate metabolic process.
AUGGCUCCGACACACGCCCCCGCGGAGCCUGCCAAGCGCCGCCGUAUCGGUGUCUUGACCUCUGGCGGUGAUGCUCCCGGUAUGAACGGCGCCGUCCGUGCUGUUGUUCGGAUGGCUAUCUACUCUGGGUGUGAAGCCUAUGCCGUCUACGAAGGUUAUGAGGGUCUGGUCUAUGGCGGAGAUAUGAUCCGUCAGGUACACUGGGAAGAUGUCCGUGGCUGGCUCUCCCGGGGUGGUACCCUGAUCGGUUCAGCUCGUAGCAUGGCUUUCCGGGAACGUGCCGGUCGCCUGAAGGCCGCUAAGAACAUGGUCGUCCGAGGCAUUGAUGCCUGGUGGUUUGCGGUGGUGAUGGAAACGGGCGAAUUGACUGAGGAGCAGAUUGUCCCUUACAAGGUGUUGAACAUCGUUGGUCUGGUGGGCUCGAUUGAUAACGACAUGUCCGGCACAGACGCUACCAUCGGCUGUUAUUCCUCCCUCACCCGCAUCUGUGAUGCUGUCGAUGACGUUUUCGAUACUGCUUAUUCCCACCAGAGAGGCUUCGUUAUUGAAGUUAUGGGACGUCACUGUGGCUGGCUGGCGUUGAUGUCGGCUAUCAGUACUGGUGCCGACUGGCUCUUCAUCCCCGAGAUGCCACCCCGCGACGGUUGGGAGGAUGACAUGUGCUCUAUCAUCACCAAGAACCGUCAGGAGCGAGGCAAGCGGAGGACGAUCGUCAUUGUGGCUGAGGGCGCACAUGACCGCCAACUCAACAAGAUCACCAGCAGCAAGAUUAAGGACAUUCUGACCAACCGACUUGACCUGGACACUAGGGUGACCGUCCUGGGUCACACUCAACGAGGAGGAGCAGCAUGUGCCUAUGACCGUUCCCUCUCGACCCUACAGGGCGUGGAAGCCGUUCGCGCCGUUUUAGAUAUGACUCCCGACUCUCCGUCCCCGGUCAUCACCGUCCGCGAGAACAAGUUGCUGCGCACGCCAUUGAUGGAUGCAGUCAAGGCCACGAAGGAAGUCGCCGACCUUAUCCAUGAGCGCAAGUUCGACGAGGCUAUGCACCUGCGUGACUCCGAAUUCAAGGAAUACCAUUUCGCGUACAAGAACACUGCUACCCCCGACCACCCCAAGUUGAUACUCCCAGAAAACAAGCGGAUGCGCAUUGCCAUUAUUCAUGUCGGUGCCCCUGCCGGAGGUAUGAACCAGGCCACCCGCGCUGCCGUCGCCUACUGCCAGACUCGUGGACACACGGCCCUUGCCGUUCAUAACGGUUUCCCCGGCCUCUGCCGGCACCACGCAGACACCCCCGUUAGCUCUGUGCGCGAGGUUAGUUGGGAGGAGCAGGAUACCUGGGUUAACGAAGGUGGUUCAGAUAUCGGAACCAACCGAAGCCUGCCGUCCGAGGACUUCGAGACCACUGCCAAGUGCUUUGAGAAGUUCAAGUUCGAUGGUCUGUUUGUGGUUGGUGGUUUCGAGGCUUUUACCGCUGUUAGCCAAUUGCGCCAGGCCCGCGAGAAAUAUCCGGCCUUCAAGAUCCCCAUGGUUGUCUUGCCGGCCACCAUCUCGAACAACGUUCCCGGUACCGAAUACUCCCUCGGUAGCGACACCUGCCUGAACACUUUGAUCGAGUUCUGCGACGCUAUCCGUCAGUCCGCGUCAUCCUCCCGCCGUCGUGUCUUCGUUGUCGAAACCCAGGGUGGUAAGUCCGGUUACAUCGCCACGAGCGCUGGUCUCGCGGUGGGUGCCUCGGCCGUCUACAUCCCGGAGGAAGGCAUCGAUAUUAAGAUGCUGGCGCGCGAUAUCGAUUUCCUGCGCAACAACUUCGCCCACGACAAGGGUGCCAACCGCGCCGGAAAGAUCAUCCUGCGCAACGAGACCGCUUCCAGCACCUACACCACACAGGUCAUCGCCGACAUGAUCAAGGAAGAAGCCAAGGGCCGCUUCGAGUCGCGUGCGGCAGUCCCCGGCCACUUCCAGCAGGGUGGCAAGCCCUCUCCGAUGGACCGAAUUCGCGCCCUGCGCAUGGCCAUCCGAUGCAUGCAGCACAUCGAAGGCUUCUCGGGCAAGUCCGCCGAGGAGAUUGCCGCCGACGAGCUUUCUGCGACCGUCAUCGGCGUCAAGGGGUCCCAGGUGCUCUUCUCCCCGAUGGGCGGCGCCAACGGCCUGGAGGCGACCGAGACCGACUGGGCCCGCCGUCGUCCCAAGGAUGAAUUCUGGCUCGGCUUGCAGGACACUGUCAACAUUUUGGCCGGUCGCGCCAGCUUCGGCGAGGGCAAGUCGAGCUGGUCUUGCUACGAAAACUGUUAA